AUGUCAUCCCAUCAAAUUUUCGAUUCUCUCACGAGCGGUAAAACCGUUGCAGAACGAGCUCGCUACAUUCCUCUUCGUUUAAAUUUACACGAACGAAAAAAGUUGAGAUUAUUAGAGGCUGCUUUGAACGUGAGUGAAUAUACCGAUAAGAUUGAUACUAUUCGGACCAUGGGUAAAUUGAAAAGAAUUAAAGAACAAUGUGAAGAAAUUUGUGCCAUUUUGUGUGGAUUGAUGGUUGCUGCAGAUUACAAGAUGGGUCAAGAAUUGAUUGCGAAUAAGAAUUUUAAGGACAAUGAAGAGUUCUUUCAAGAAAUCUUUGAAAUUGGAAGAAGAUACAAAAUCAUGAAUCCAGAAAAGAUGAGAAGUACCUAUGGAAAAUUAUGUUACAUUAUUCAAGAUUCACAAAUUCCAGAAGUUCAAGAAAUGCUUGGAUUUAAAUUAGAUCAUCCUGUUAAAACAGUUUAUUGGUUUUUAGAACAAAAGGGUGUUGCUGAGCUACUUGAAGAUCCAGACAUUAAUUCUGCAACCAAUGAAAUAUUUGCUGAUGGAAAAUCAAGAAGUUUGGUUGAACACGAAAUCAAACUUAAAGAACAAGCAGUUAAAAGAAUUUGUAAAAAGUAUUCUGAAAUGCACGAUAUUGAACCAGAAGAGAUUGAAAUGUGUCUCUACUCCAUCAGUGAUUCGAGUAGUUAUUUAAGACAAGCAGUGUAUCCUGUUGACACCAUUCUUCAAUUUUUCCUUAAUAAUUUCACACGUGACAAUUAUGAAGAAGGAAAAUCAUUGGCUAUUCAAGCCGGAAGAGAGGGAGCUCGUCUUUCACAUAACCAUGCCAUUCAAUUUGAUUUUGUGUAUCAAACUCUCAUGCUUUGGAAGAAUGUUGGAAGAGACAUGUUUGAAUUAUGGUUUUUAGCUGAGAGAGAUUUAUUUUCUUCAGAUUAUCCAUACUCGUUAACCAAUACUGGGCAAGGUCUUAACAGAGUUCAAUAUUCCCCACUUGUGAGAAGAGCAAUGGAAAAAAUUUUAUUGCAAACACAAAGAAGCACAUCUUCAUGGGUUGGUUCUUCUGUUAUUCACCUUGGAGAUGAUGCUGUGCCAAAUGCGUUGAUGUUUAUUGAUAAGUAUACACAAGUUCCAAGAAUUUUGAAUCCAAUUAUUCAAACGUUGAGAGAAGUUGACAAUUACUUGGUCAAGGACGACAAUUUAAAGAAAUAUAUCGAUGAGACCUUUGGAGGUCCCGAAGAAGCAAAAUUAAUGAUUUUAUUGGAUUUCUUUAGACAUGGAUUUGAUGGCAGUGGAGCUGAUAACUUCUUCAUGGCAGGUUCAUGUAUUGAUGGAAGAUUGACCUCAGCAUGGAACUGGACCAGUAAGAUUAAUAAGAAAGCAUACUAUCCUCUCUUUCUUUUGGGCGGUUUCAUUGGUUUCGAUGGAGAAUUUAGAGGAUAA
Molecule: messenger RNA, 1443 nt
Organism: Naegleria lovaniensis
Lineage: Eukaryota; Heterolobosea; Eutetramitea; Acrasida; Naegleriidae
Exons: 8
Coding region: 1-1443 (480 amino acids)
Source: RefSeq, a predicted model, not a curated record